Nymphalis io (European peacock) is the source of this 729-nucleotide messenger RNA. RefSeq names its product circadian clock-controlled protein daywake-like. Lineage: Eukaryota; Metazoa; Arthropoda; Insecta; Lepidoptera; Nymphalidae. The transcript has 5 exons. The record is from RefSeq and is a predicted model, not a curated record. Bases 1 to 717 code for a protein of 238 amino acids.
AUGUUGCUCUUAAUAAUGAUAACAUUGAUGUGCUGUGGCGGUGAAGUUUUUUCAAGCAGUAUCUUUUCCCAAUGCAAGAAGAACGACAUACCUUGUAUAGAGAACACAGUGAAUACUGCAUUGCCGAUUUUAUUUGAUGGAAUUCCAGAACUUGAGAUUCCGAAAUCUGAUCCUCAAUUCGUUGACGUUAUUAACGCAAAUUUAUCAAUUUUAACAUAUACGUUCUUCAACAGUACUCUCUACGGAUAUAAAAAUUGUAAAAUGUCAAAUUUAAAAAUAAACGAUGAACUAACAAAAGUAAACUGUGAAAUGCUCUGCACGUCACUUAUGAUGAAUGGUCAAUAUGAAAUUAACGGACGGCUUAUCACAUUACCCAUAGAAGGAAAAGGGGAUUAUGAUUUUAAUGCAGCUAGUUUCCAUGUAGACCUUGGAGUUUCAUUGAAUAAAAUAAAAGGAAGUGAAGGAAAGACCCAUUUCUUCAUUAAAAAAAUUACGUUCAAAGCCAAACCGCUUAAUCCAGUUAAGUUUAACUUUCAAAAUUUGUUCAACGGCCAAAAGGAUUUGGCGGCGACCGUUAAGAAAUUUGCUCGAGAGAACUGGCUAGAAAUUACUAUGCUAGUCCAAGAUCCAAUCUGGGAAGCUUCUUUAAACCAGCUUAAAAGCGUUAUGAACAAAUAUCUAAAAACGUUUGCAAUUGAAGACACUAUUUUAAACUAAGCAAAUGAAUUU